UCGAACCAUAGCGUAAAAUCGUUUUAUCGUGUUCAGUAGUUGCUGCUGCUGGUUUAGUUUUGCGACAAAAGUGAAUUCGGGUUGUUUAAUGACGUGAAAACGCCGAAGAAAAGUUUAAAAGGACAUUGUAAUUAGUGCGUGGCGCGCUCAAACGCGACCGAACAUGCUUCUUUUGGCGAUUCUGUGCGUUCUUUCGCUCGGCAAUGGGUCGACCGUGGACGAUUUCGAUGUACCAAAAUUGGAUAUUAACACCGAAGAUGGUUACCACGGUUUGGUCAAGGAAAACGAGACGUUGGUCGAGGUGACGCCGGCAAUAAAGGUGAUCGGGGUCCCCGUUUGCAGUUUUCGAAUCGUUAAUAAGCACCACGGCGAAGCCCCCUUCGAAAUCGUUUCCAAAGAGAACGGUUUCGCGGAACUCCGCGCCAAGCGCGUUUUAAACUGCGAAAAGCGACGGAAUUACAAGUUCGACAUCGCCGCCGUUGGUUGCAACGAAAAACAAAGUCCCAGUGUUACUGUUCAUAUAACAGUUUCUGAUGUCAAUGAGUAUGCUCCAACAUUCUCUGAACCAAGCUAUGUGCGCUCAGUGGAUGAAGGCCGCAUUUAUAGGGAGAUCGUUCGCGUCGAGGCCACCGACCGCGAUUGCACCCCGAAAUUUGGAGACGUUUGUAAAUACGAAAUUUUAACUUCCGAUCAACCCUUCGUCAUCGAUAUGGAUGGAGUAAUCCGAAACACGGAACCCUUAGACUAUGAGAGAUCCCACAACCACAUUUUAUCAGUGGUAGCCUACGAUUGCGGAAUGAGACAAAGCUUACCAGUGAUGGUAACAAUCAAAGUGAACCGAGUAUGUAGAGUAGGUUGGCGCUCGCUUCCAGAAAGAGUGGAUUACGCCCCAAUGACCGGAAAACAAGAACUCUUCCCAUCGGCGAGCUUAGAAUUAUGCGAGGCGCAUUGCAACGUGCGCGAAUUAAGAACGCGAGUUGAUUUAGCAACUCGUCACAUUGGAAAAGGUUGCGAUAGAGACACCUACACCGUUGAAUCGCAACGUAAAUUAUGCGGUGCCUCCCCAUCCGCAAUCGAUUUACUCCCAUCCCCGGGUUUAGGGGCAGAAUGGACCAAACCGUUGAUAUCCGAUGAGGGGCACGAAUCGGACCAAAUGUUUGAAUUUGACGGAUCAAGCACGGCCGUAACAAUCCCAACUACAGUCUUAGACCACAACGUUCCCUCGACCUUCACAAUCGCGACGUGGAUGCGCCACUCAUACCACCCGAAUCAAGAUAAGCACGUGAAGGAACACAUUUUAUGUUCGGCUGAUGACCACAAAAUGAAUCGCCAUCACUACGCUCUCUUCGUGCGAAACUGCAGACUAAUUUUGUUGUUGAGACGCGAUUUCUCUGAGGGCGAUUUAAACAUUUUCCGUCCCGCUGAGUGGCGCUGGAAGCUACCUCAAGUUUGCGACGAUAAUUGGCAUCAUUACGCGGUAAACGUUAGAUUCCCUCAAGUUGAGUUGUUCGUUGAUGGGCAAGUUUUCCGGAGUGAAAAGAAAAAUCCUGAGGUGAUUGAUGAUUGGCCGUUACACCCAACUAAAGGAAUUAACACCACAUUAACCGUGGGGGCGUGUUGGCAAGGUUCAGAUAACAAAAUGAAACAUCAUCUUAAAGGGUAUUUAGCCGGGUUGAGUGUUUUGGUGGGGGAAAAUGAAAAACCACAGGUUUUGAGCUGUUUACAUCAAUGCAAGGAGAGUUUACAGGUACCUUCGAUGGAGCUUCUCCAACCCGGAAUGGAACUCCUAACCAACUCAGACCUAACCGAAGUAACUGUAGAAGGCGAUAACCGCACAAAUUUAGAGAUUUUGGUGCGCCAAAUUGGUUAUGCUAAUUCCCGCGAAUUUCCAACGCCCGGAAGAAGAAAUUUACGCUUAACAACUACAGUUUCCUGCGAUAACGGCCAAUCGAUUAAAAUCCCCGACGCCACCGCGUAUAUUAUGGUCCUUCGCCCUCAAACGCCGUCAAUCACGCUCAACGGAACCGGAAACCUCGCCAGGAAAUACGAAGAUUUCCGAAUGGGAGUUCGCGUUUUGGCGGACGUUCGAAUUUCCGGCGAACAAAAAUUGGAUAAAUGUGUACUCUCGAUUUAUCCGAAUUUGAAUCCGGAUCAUGAAUUUUUAUCAAUUCCCGAUGAAAUGUUGAAGAGGUUGGGAAUGUUGGCGAAAUUCUCGAAAGAUGGCGUCACCGUAACUGGGUCCGAUAUGUUUUAUAAUUACCAACAAGUUUUGAGACAAGUCGUUUAUACAAAUCACAAACCCGCUUAUUAUUUGAACAGGGUUUUCAAAUUGUCUUGUUCGGAACUUAACGGGAGGUUUACUUCGAAUGAAUAUGUUCAAACGUUGACUGUAAUCCAUCCACAACCUAAGGAACCAAUUGUCGCUCACGCACAAGUUAAUAAACACGUAGUCGAACCCGCAGCACCCGUUCAAAUCGAUCAUGUUCCUAGUGAACACCUCAACGCGUUGGCAACCGGAGGAUCUCACGCUGUAACCAUAAUCGUGGUCGUUUGUGUAGGAUUUUUGCUGUUUAUGAUCGUGUUAGGAGUGAUUAGAAUUCGAGCUGCUCACCAAAGGAAUAACGCGGAGGAGGCGCAGGAUUCAGAGAUGACUUGGGAUGACUCGGCUUUAACAAUCACUGUAAAUCCCAUGGAGAAUGCCGAAAGACGACUUGAAGGUAAUCAAUCCGGUGAUUUUUCUGAAAGCGAAUCCGACUCGGAUUCAUCAUCUGAAGAUGAAAUCGUGGAUGGUCCGUGUAGAUUACACGAUUCCUCAGACGAUGAUGAUGACACUCCGAGGGGCGGCGGAGUUGGCAGCGGGGUUGGCGCCGGUCGGGUUCGCAAUCAUGAGUAUCAAAACGUGUCGCAACUCGAGUGGGAUCACUCAACCAUGUAAACGCAAACAUUUUCGCGACACUUUAAGGUUAAAAAGUAUCCGAAAGAAAUUUGGGUGGGGUAAAAAGUUUUUUUUACAAUUUUAAUUCAAUUUUAAAGUUAAAAAAAGUUUAAAUAUUAAAAAAAUUAAAGUAGGUGCCAUUUAAUUUGAAACAUUUCUUUUACAAUCACUGUAAAUAUAAAUUAAUGAAAAUUUUUUGGGGGGGUUACGAUGAUGGAGAAAAAUUAAUUUUGUUUUAAUUAAGACAAAAAUUGUAGUAGUGAAGGCAACAAUAAUGUCGGGUUGUGACUUGGAAGAAAAAAGUUAAAAAAAAAUUAGUAGCGAAGAGAAAGAGUAACUUUAUCAAUAAUAAUUAAUUGAUUAAGCGUAAUCGUCCAUAUACAUAAACAUAUAAAUAAUAUAUAUAUUAUAUAAAGGUAAUUGUAAACGUGAAAAAGUAUAUUUACCUUAAAGAUUACAAAAAAUUAUUUACGAUUAAAUAUGUGUUGAUUACGGAGGCCCACCGCGUUUUUUAGAUGCAUAAUUAUUAAGUAAUUGAAAUAAUCUGUGUACAUUGACUGUGUACUUGUUAGUUAGGAAUUAAGGGAGUUGGUUUUUUAUAUUUUUUUGUUCCGGGGCAGCUUUUACCUUUUUCGGGCACCUACACUUUAUGAGCAUCUUGGUAUUAACGAUUACUUUGAUUAAUAAAUCAUAAUAAUCUUUAAUACCAAUCUUUACAAAGAAAUCGCGAGCUAAUUAACAAGAAUCAAACUGAAUUUAUGAAAUUAUCUUUUUUUAUGUAAAUAAAACGCAACUUAAACGUUUUUAAAAAGAAAUUAAACAAAAUGAGCAGCUUGCCUAUUUAAAUAACGGUUAAAUCUUUGAUUGUUGGGUUAUUUUUUAGACGUAACGAUAUCGACAAGGUUUUUUUAUGUACUUACUCUUUAUUUUAAGCAGUAUUUUUAUUUUUUGGUUUGUUUUUUAUGAGAGGAGGAAAAAAUAAGACGAAAAACGAGAAAGGAUAGUUUCUUUUGUGAACAUUCCAAAAUAAUUAAUGUUUUUGUUCUUUUUUUGGUGAAAACUAAGAGCGGAGCAAUGUUUUUCCUCGAUUAAUCCAUAACCCUAAAAUAAUGUUGUAUAUAAUUUUUUUUAAUUAAUUUCCCAAUUAGUAUUACGCAAGUUAUUGAUCUUAAAUUAAACCAUUGGGGUACUUAAGUUGUGAGAUGAAACAAGAAAAAGGCUUUACCCGUUAAAAUACUUAAUCGUAAGAACAAAAAAGUUAAUAUCAAUACCGCAAUAUUAAUUAUUAUUAUUAUUAUGACUUAAAUUUAUCUAUUUCGGGAAGUAUUUGUUGUUGUUUAUACUCCAAGUAGGGUAUUAUCAUCUAGCGAUAAGAAAAGGGGGAAAUUUUUAAUGUAUAAACAAUAAUAAAUAGGAGACUUUUACUACAGCCUACCUUAGAGAAAAAUGAAAUUAGUUUGCUGUGAUUAUCGAGAAAAACAUGAAAAAGAUACAAAAAAAUCUUUAAUACUAAAAAAUUAAGUGUUUUUUUAGUUGAUAGAAAAAUAACGAUAACGCACUUUUAAGAUUAAAACGUCAAAUUGACGCGGAGAUCUGUCAUCAAGAUGAAUUGGUGGCGACAUCUCUUAUCGUCGAAUUAAAACACAAAAAACACUAUUUUUCGACACGCAAGAGCUAAAACGUUUUAAAAACAAAAUUACUAAAUUACGAAAAAUUACUAAAUUAUAAAUAAUUAUUCGAUUAAAUAAAAAGAGGAUUUAAUUUGAUUUAAAAUUUGCUAUUAAAGUUAUAAGUAGCAAAAUUAAUUUAUAAAUUAAAAAAAAUAAAAAGAAAAACAUUCCACAUGACAAAAAAAAUCGCGCGUAACUCUAACUCUUAAUUACAUAACAAUUUUAAACAAUAAACGUGUAUUAUAUACUAUAUAUUUGUAACCUUUGUAACCUAAAAAGAUGUGAAAAAAAAAUAACGACUGCUUUAACGACCCUUUAGAUUUUCCCACUUAAUUUUUCUUAGGGGCUUUCUCAAAAAGCUUUCGAUGCAUUUAUUUCGUUUGUUUUAAUAUGACUUUAAAACGUUUUUAUCUGCGCUCUUUCUCCCUAAAAAAAAAUGGAUAAAAUAUGAUUACAAUCCACAACAUAACCUAUAAUAAAUGAAAAAAAUACUAAUUAUUAACUAAUCGUUCGAUUUUGGAGGUCGAACGGGAAAUUUAACGGUUUCUUUCAUUAGAUGUCAAGCCACAAUAAAUAUUAUUAUGUAUAACAAACUUGAAUGUAUAAAUAAAACGAAAAAUUAAUACCAA
Onthophagus taurus is the source of this 5234-nucleotide messenger RNA. It is a transcript of the gene Cals, whose product is annotated as calsyntenin 1. Lineage: Eukaryota; Metazoa; Arthropoda; Insecta; Coleoptera; Scarabaeidae. Gene Ontology annotation, cellular component: cell surface; postsynaptic membrane. The record is from RefSeq and is a predicted model, not a curated record. Gene Ontology annotation, molecular function: calcium ion binding. Gene Ontology annotation, biological process: homophilic cell-cell adhesion; positive regulation of synaptic transmission; positive regulation of synapse assembly.